Emericellopsis atlantica is the source of this 987-nucleotide messenger RNA. Its product is annotated as UPF0132 domain-containing protein. The record is from RefSeq and is a predicted model, not a curated record. The coding region runs from base 186 to 794 and encodes 202 amino acids. The transcript is spliced from 3 exons. Lineage: Eukaryota; Fungi; Ascomycota; Sordariomycetes; Hypocreales; Bionectriaceae.
CAUCCCGGACCCCUGCCCCUAGCAGCCGCGGCCCGCCAGCCAGAGAGUCGCGCUCAGUCAUGCAGCUAUGGCUCGGGGUCGUUUAUCGACCUUGAUUCCUUGAACACUCGUCAGCCUCACCUUGCGUACCUUGGUCAUACCUGCCUGUAGUCUUUCCGACCCCACGAUCGGCCACGCCCAACACCAUGGACUUUGCACCCUAUCAGUCCUCGCCCCCCGAGCACGGCCGCGUCGCGUCGCCGGAUUACAACGCCGCGUCUCCACGGGCAUCGCAAGACACGCGCCGACCUUUCUCUCCGAACCUGACGCGUAGCCCGCCGCCAUUGCAGCAUCCGCAACCACAGAGGGGCUGGACAGGCUUCGAUGGGCAAGCCGGCCCAUGGUCGGGAAACGGUGGCGCGAACCAGCAAGCAUCGAGUAACCCUAUGCCAGGCGCACAUCCCAUUGCUGAGUUCAGCGAAUUCGACACAAGCCUCGGGCUGCGAUUGGACUACGAGGCAUGCUUAGCAUACUUAGCCUUCCCGCCCAUUGGAGCUAUCGUCUUGCUUAUUCUCGAACGUAACAGUGACUUCGUGAGGUUUCAUGCCUGGCAGUCAGCACUUUUGUUCACUGCGAUUCUGGUGCUGCACUUCCUAUUCGCAUGGUCGUCUUUCAUGAGCUGGCUUUUGUUCCUUGGCGACAUAGCCCUCAUUGCACUCUUGGUAAAGCGGACGUAUAGAGAUGCGGAAACAUUGGACAGGUACGAAAUGCCUUUUUUUGGAAGGUUAGCCACUAGAUUUGUGGACGAUGAAUAGGGAGCGGUCAAACUUUCAAUCUCCCGCGCAGUGAAAUUGAGGGCAUUUAGUACCGAAUCUGUCGCAAGGGCAUACCACGUUGCCGAACCGGUGCACUCUACGGCGUGCAUUGUACAUAAACCAAAUGGAAGAUUGUGACCAGCGGUGUUUGUCCAUAAGGCAUCCAAGGGCGGAUAUCAGGGUAGUACAUCGC